AUGCAGCUCACCACGCUUCUCCUCGCCGGCCUCAGCGCUGUCAGCGUUUCGGCUGUUCCCUCUAUGGGCGCCUCUUGGGUCCCCAACCAGGUCACUGUGAAGGAGGAUUACAAGGUGCCCGGCGACAACCCGCUGUACUUCUGCGCAGACCCCGCGGACUACAUCCUCCAGAUCGAGAAGGUCGACCUGGACCCCAACCCACCCAAGCCCGGCGAGAAGCUCUCGAUCAAGGCAUCCGGCGACUUCAAGGAAGAGGUCGGCCAGGGCUCGAAGAUGCAUCUGCAAGUCAAGUACGGUCUGAUCACCCUGAUCAACCAGGAGCGCGAUGCGUGCGACACCAUCGAGCAGGCGGAUCUCAAGUGCCCGCUCAAGAAGGGAGAGCUGAGCCUGACCAAGGAUGUUGAUCUGCCCAGGGAGAUUCCUCCGGGCACAUACACAGUCCUCGCGGAUGUGUACACCGAGGAGGGCGACAAGAUCACCUGCUUGACUGCCAAGAUUGCUUUCCACCGCAGCAACAACGGUGGAUCGAGCGAGAGUUCUGGUGCAGGUUCCGGCGAGGGCUCGGGUAUUCUCAGCUUCGGCAAUGUCAAAGUUGGCAGGCGGAAGUUUGAAAUGUCAGGCCCUGCUGCUGGGCUCGUGCAUCAAAGAAUGCAAGAUCGUUUACGGCAGCGAGAUGAGCUGUAG
Messenger RNA from Ascochyta rabiei, 684 nucleotides. Its product is annotated as Phosphatidylglycerol/phosphatidylinositol transfer protein. The record is from RefSeq and is a predicted model, not a curated record. Lineage: Eukaryota; Fungi; Ascomycota; Dothideomycetes; Pleosporales; Didymellaceae. Gene Ontology annotation, biological process: intracellular sterol transport. The coding region runs from base 1 to 684 and encodes 227 amino acids. The transcript is spliced from 4 exons. Gene Ontology annotation, molecular function: sterol binding.